UCGAGGGCUUCAAGUGGUCCCGUCUGUACCAUACACCAUUCACAGAAAACGGGAAUAUACCAAACUGCACAGGGAAACAACCCAUAGAGCGCCAAAACAAACACAACUCAAUUGAAUAUCGUUGAAUGCGUGCGAUAGUUAUGACAUAUGCUCAAUAGUGACGUCAGUUUUCAGUACUAGACCACAUUACUUGAUGAGUUAAUAAGGCCGCCAUGGACAUCUGUGUUACCUGACAUCUACGAUAGGUAUAUCCGACAUAAUUGACAUCGGGAUUCGAAUGAUGUCCAGAUCGAGAGAGGAAUGAGAGCUGUUUAGUACCUGAAAAAGCAUUACAUGUUAUAGCCGAAGACCGGCGGAAGAAGGAGGAAAUAAAUUUUGAUGACACUUUGAUACUAUUAGGCGACGGUGAUCACGUGGCAGUAUAGAUUCAGUAUGGAAUCUGAGAAGAUAAUAUUAAUUCUUGCGGUUGUGUUCAUGUACAUCAGUAGGAGAGUCACUACAGCCCAAGAUAAUGAGGAUGAGCAGCAGUCGUCGUCCUACUCGUUUCAUUCUGUUGAGCUCAGCUUCUGGAUCGCUCUCGGACUGGCAACGUCAGUCAUCUUGACCUGCCUCUGCUGUAUUUUCUGCUGCAAACGAAAGUCAUUCAUCGGCCAACCUGGAGGGCCAACUGCACUGGAGCAAGGACAGGGGAGAGACGGACAAGUAAAUAGCGCCCUCGACUAUUCCUGCCCUCCGCCACCUUAUUCAGAAGCGCCCAAAUACGCCCUCAGUAAGGAAACCGAUGGAUUGCCCGACUACUCAGAAACUUAUUUAUAAAACUGAGCAAAGCUGGAAUCAUGAACUGAAGUAGUAAAGUCGUCCAAAUCGUUUAUUUUCAUACGCUUAUCAUGUAUUAACCAUGAACAUUCUUCAUGGACAACAUGAAAUUAUAACAAAAUGGUUGAGAGAUUUACACACUUGACUGGAGAAGCAAUGGUCGUGGGUUCGAGACCCGGUAUCAUUUGACAAGCCCUUAAUCUAUAUUUGCCACUCUCAACCCAGGCCUUAAAUGGUAACCUAUUGAAGGAUUUCCAAGAAGGCUGUGGAAUUGGUAGCCUAGCUAAAGCCGGUGUAAUAUUAUAGGAGCGAUUUGAGACCACUUUGCUUGGGGGAUCUUCCAACAAUAUUAUUAUUAAUUUCAUCAUUAUCAUUAUUGGUAAUUAAGAGAUUAAUUCACGUAGCGUUAUUGAGAGAUACGAUUAUGUAAUCACUAACUUAUGUCUUAGUCCUGUCCGUUCUGAAGCACGAACAAGAAGACGCAUACUAUCGUGUAAGAGAUGCUCAAAACACAGACAGUUCCCUCUCCAAGGACACUGUUAUAGCUAGAUCAUCGUGUGGAGAUCCUUCUACCGGCCAUCUCGGCCCUCUAUCUUCAAAAAUUGUGAGCGACAGGAGGCGGGAAAGCAACACCCGUGAAUGAUGCCAUUUCCAGUUGCCAGUUAUGACGCAUUUGCAUGGGAUUGAAGAAGCAAAAAACAUGUAUAACUAUGUAUAUGAGGAGCAAAACUUCCAGCUAAAAGUUGAAGAUGUCUAAACCUUCUAACGCAAGGUACUAGCUUACUGGAAGGAAACAAAUUGCUGUCGGUUAUCUCCCUGCUUCAGGGGGAAGGGGGGGGGGGGGGGGUCGGUUGAUGGUGAGGAUUGGUUGAUGCUUUAGACUAUCAAUAUAACUAUGCUGUUUAUAAUCACGUUCGCUCAAUCUGUUUUCUUUUCUCCUGCUAAGACCGGAACGAAUCAUGUGGGGAUCUCAUUGUUCCUUAUUGCUAUCAAUAAUCGAAACCCGUUGUCUUUCGUUUUUUAUUUAUUUUUUUUAAAAAAAAUCUAACUAAUAUCUAAAAGUGAAAUAACAUAUAUCCUUUUAUGUAAAUAUAAUACGUUCCUCAUGUUGAUUGCAGAUGCGAGAAAGAAAUAAUUGAAGAUGGUGAAAGCUGUGAAAACCUAAUAAGCAAAAUAAUAUAGCUUUGAAUAAUAUUCUGCAAGAAGGAUCGUGACUUUCAUAGAGUGCAAUACGAUAUCGGAUAUGUUUUUCUACAUAUUCUUUUCAUUAAAAGAAACUUGUUAUAAGAAAUAUUGAAACAGGGUCAAAUUGACAAUGUCUCUUCAAUUCAUUAUUAUUAUCGAUAUAGUUAUUUGUUCAUAUCGUGCGAUUUUUUUCAAUAUGACAUUUAAACUCUUUUUAUGAUAUAAAAACUUGCGUUUAAGUUUCCUGGUGUUUGUAAACGGGGUACAUAAAAUCCGAUAUAAUUUUAUUUCAUUAAUCUAUUUAUGUAAUAAGAAUACAAUGGUUUCUGCAUCUGUAUCAACUUUUGUCAGCACUAAAUGAUGGAUGGUUACAAUUAUCAAAACAUUUCUGUUAUCCGUUUUGGCUGAUUAAGAAGGAUGUCUUUUUAUACUUUGAAUUGUGACAAGUUGUCGCUUUCUCCAGGUCGAUGGGUUUGGAACUUACAAAGGCCAAUAAACCACAAUCGAUCGAUUCUAAUUGUUUUUAUUAUUUUGUAUUUUCAAUGUGAUUAAUUCAGCUACGCUUAGGUUUAUGGAAGCAUAUGAUAUUUUUGACUGAUUAUACUGUAACGUAAUUUAUAUAGUAUAACACAUUUCUUUUAUUUUUUGUGUUGUUAAAUGACUUCUUAGUUACUAUAUAUUAAACGUGAUAUAUACAAUUUAUAUGGGGAAAGACCCACCUGGCUACGGUAGAAUACAGAGCCGUUGAUUAGGAGAGUUUGGCCAACACGGUUCGAGUUGGGCACACAAUGGCGAAUACCGUUAUGUUAGGCAAGUACCGACAAAAGAAUAUACACCUUGCCGUACCCAACUGAACCAAGAUGGCCAAACUCUUUGUACAGAUGGGUCUGGUGGAACAUAAUAUGCUGUAGCUUCCUCUAUCGUUAUAUUUAACCAGAUCCCACCCAGCCAUGCAAGAGGAAUUAUUCACAGUCUAGCGCAAUUCAACAAAGGAGUUGUCAACUAUUUGUGUAGUUUAGUGUCAUUUUAACAUACAAGUGCUUCGGAUAUCAUUAUUGCAAUGGUAUCAUGGAGUCUUCUGAUAUAUAGGAGUUUUCAAAAGAAUAUUUUUAACGUAAGAUGAAUACAUAUGCGGUACACUAUCGAAUAUAAUUGUGUAACCUACAUUCUAUUCUAAGGUUAAAGCUUCCCACCUUAUGAUAUUUGUCUUCCAAUGUUGAUGUGUUAGCAAUGUAUGACCUGGAGUCUAACCCCAAUCAAUAUGACCAAUGCCUUGUACAAGUAUGAAAACGCACUCAAUGUAUGAUGGUCGCGCGUUAAGGUACAUGGUAUGGGACUAUAUAUACGGAAUAAUCAUGUUUGAAUGUUAAUAUAAUAAUAAUAACAUUCUAUGAACUACAGUGUCAUAUCAAUUCUUGAGGACUGUCUAAAUCGUGUUUCAUGGUGCCUUUGUUUCUGCUCUAUCAUUUUCUAAUAUAUGCCAUGUAUUACAAAAAAGCACGCACGAGAUAUACGUGAAACAGAUAUUAUAUAUUUUAAAUAUAAUUACGUCUGAGACAAUGUUCAUUGUACAAUCGAUACAAUGAAACUUUUGUAGGUAUACGUUUUGUACUGUGUUGCUAAAUGCUCGACUAUUCAACUCCUAUAUCAAGACAAAUAAAUCUAUCAUAAUUUUUAUACCAAAGUA
Messenger RNA from Strongylocentrotus purpuratus (purple sea urchin), 3688 nucleotides. RefSeq lists its product as uncharacterized. The transcript is spliced from 4 exons. The record is from RefSeq and is a predicted model, not a curated record. Bases 433 to 816 code for a protein of 127 amino acids. NCBI's taxonomy places the organism in Eukaryota, Metazoa, Echinodermata, Echinoidea, Camarodonta, Strongylocentrotidae.